Didymella exigua CBS 183.55 is the source of this 669-nucleotide messenger RNA. Its product is annotated as trimeric LpxA-like protein. The record is from RefSeq and is a predicted model, not a curated record. Gene Ontology annotation, molecular function: acetyltransferase activity. The annotation marks the transcript as partial. The transcript has 2 exons. NCBI's taxonomy places the organism in Eukaryota, Fungi, Ascomycota, Dothideomycetes, Pleosporales, Didymellaceae.
AUGGCAGCCACACAGAAGAAUACGCAAGAGAUUGAGAAGGCGAAAGCCCUCAACCACGUGCCCUGGUGCGAAGAGUACGAGAAGAUGAUCUCAGGCAUGCUCUACGCAGCCCCCUCCCCGGAGCUUGCCCGCGCACGCUACCGCGCCCGUGCCUUCGCCCACAAAUUCAACACCUGGUUCCCCGACGCCUCGACCGACCCAGACACCGGCUUCGACGUGCUCGCCUCCGAGCGUCUAAAGCUCCUGCAAGGUAUCAUCGGGCGCCUGGGCGACGAUGAAAUAUUCAUCGAGCCGCCCUUUAACAUUGACUACGGCUGCAACAUCUCACUCGGCAAGCGGUUCUACGCGAAUUUCAACCUGACGAUUCUGGACUGCAGUCUCGUGACCAUUGGCGAUCGCUGCAUGUUUGGGCCUAACGUGAGUAUCUUUGCUGCCACGCAUGAGAGCGAGGUGCAGAGCAGGAGAGAUAACGUGGAGUAUGGGAGACCCGUGGUUGUAGGGGAUGAUUGCUGGAUUGGGGGGAACGUGGUUAUUCUGCCGGGUGUGACGAUUGGGAGAGGGUGCACGAUUGGGGCUAUGAGCGUGGUGACGAAGGAUAUUCCAGACUUCAGCGUUGCUAUGGGGCAGCCGGCGAAGGUGGUCAAGAAGGUCAGCCCUGUGCCAGAGGAG